GUGCUUUUUCGGUUAAGCAAUGAGCAAUGAGCAUUGAGCCACGACUCACUUUAGAUCUAAUAAUAAAGUUCUUUUAAUCUUAUUUGUCUUCUUCCCCAACAAAUAAGCAAACUAUUCUCUAACGUGCCACGGUUUACAGAAACUGAAUCAACAAACAAUAAUAGCUUUUAUUUGGGUCUGAAAUGGGGAGUUUGAGAAGAGCAUUAGUUUCAGUCGAUCGUCUUCUCCAAUCAUCGGCCGCAAUCCAUCGCAGCUUCUCGGUCGCGGCGGCCAACUCUCUCGUUCCAGCGCCUGAAUCCUUGUCUAGGCCUCGUUCAACCGUUGGUUAUUGUGGGGUUUACCGCUUUUAUUCAAACAAUCACACCAAUUUGCAGUCUUUGAAUAUUGAUCUCUCCAACGAAGAGAGCAAGAAACGCCUCUGUAACAGACUGGUAUACAGGAGCAAACAGAGGGGAUUUCUGGAAUUGGAUUUGGUUUUGGGCAAAUGGGUAGAGGAGCAUAUCAACUCCAUGGAUGAAAAUGGAAUCAAAGCUCUCGUCCAUGUCCUCGACCUGGAAAAUCCAGAUCUCUGGAAGUGGAUAACUGGUCAAGAGCAACCUCCUGAGGCACUCCAAAUUAAUCCUGUCUUUACUGCUCUGCGCGACAAAGUCAUGAACAACCUUAAUACGCAUUCUUCUCCCGAAACACGAGCAAAACCUGGACAACCAUGGGUGAGAGGUUGGGAUGACAUCAAGAGAGCUCGGGACAGCCCUAUUACUGGAAAUCAGUAACUCUGUCAUCCAUGAUUUAUUAAAGUUAGACUAUCCAAUUUGCAUGCAAGAGGUUCUUGUAUAUGUAUCGUAGUUUCCUUAUCUGUUUGCCUUUGUAUAAUUAAGUACAAGUUGAGUACAAAUCCGAAAUAAGUAGUUAAAGACAUUAAUAAUAAAUUGUAAAUUUCAUUCCUCU
Molecule: messenger RNA, 945 nt
Organism: Humulus lupulus (European hop)
Lineage: Eukaryota; Viridiplantae; Streptophyta; Magnoliopsida; Rosales; Cannabaceae
Product: succinate dehydrogenase assembly factor 2, mitochondrial-like
Exons: 5
Coding region: 183-770 (195 amino acids)
Biological process (GO): protein-FAD linkage; mitochondrial electron transport, succinate to ubiquinone; mitochondrial respiratory chain complex II assembly
Cellular component (GO): mitochondrion
Source: RefSeq, a predicted model, not a curated record